AACCGGAGCCGGAGCCUGAGCCGCAGCCGCAGCCGCGAUGGCCAUGGCGGUGGGGAGACAGUCUAAUGAAGAGCUUCGAAACUUGUCCCUUUCUGGCCAUGUUGGAUUUGACAGUCUCCCGGACCAAUUGGUCAACAAGUCUACUUCUCAAGGAUUCUGUUUCAACAUCCUGUGUGUUGGUGAGACAGGCAUUGGCAAAUCCACAUUAAUGGAUACUUUAUUCAACACCAAAUUUGAAAGUGACCCAGCUACACACAACGAACCAGGUGUCCGGUUAAAAGCCAGAAGUUAUGAGCUUCAGGAAAGCAAUGUACGGCUGAAGCUAACCAUUGUUGACACCGUGGGAUUUGGAGACCAGAUAAAUAAAGAUGACAGCUAUAAGCCAAUAGUGGAAUACAUUGACGCCCAAUUUGAGGCCUACUUGCAAGAGGAACUGAAGAUUAAACGUUCUCUCUUCAACUACCACGACACGAGGAUUCACGCCUGCCUCUACUUUAUCGCCCCCACGGGACAUUCACUGAAGUCUCUGGACCUGGUCACCAUGAAGAAGCUGGACAGUAAGGUGAACAUUAUUCCAAUAAUUGCAAAAGCAGACACGAUUGCCAAGAAUGAAUUGCACAAAUUUAAAAGUAAGAUCAUGAGUGAACUAGUCAGCAAUGGCGUCCAGAUAUACCAGUUCCCUACAGAUGAAGAAACGGUGGCAGAGAUUAAUGCAACGAUGCGUGUCCACCUCCCAUUCGCAGUGGUUGGCAGCACCGAAGAAGUGAAGAUUGGCAACAAGAUGGCAAAGGCCAGGCAGUACCCCUGGGGCGUGGUACAGGUUGAGAAUGAAAACCAUUGUGAUUUUGUGAAGCUGCGGGAGAUGCUGAUUCGCGUGAACAUGGAAGACUUGAGAGAACAGACACACACCCGCCAUUAUGAGUUGUACCGGCGCUGUAAGCUUGAGGAGAUGGGAUUUAAGGACACUGACCCUGACAGCAAGCCCUUCAGUCUUCAGGAGACCUAUGAAGCAAAAAGGAAUGAAUUCCUGGGAGAAUUGCAGAAGAAAGAAGAAGAGAUGAGACAGAUGUUUGUUAUGAGAGUGAAGGAGAAAGAGGCUGAACUUAAAGAGGCAGAGAAAGAGCUCCACGAGAAGUUUGACCUUCUAAAGUGGACACACCAAGAAGAGAAGAAGAAAGUGGAAGACAAGAAGAAGGAGCUCGAGGACGAGGUGAACAAUUUCCAGAAGAAGAAAGCAGCAGCGCAGCUACUACAGUCCCAGGCCCAGCAGUCUGGGGCCCAGCAAACCAAGAAAGACAAGGAUAAGAAAAAUGCAAGCUUCACAUAAAGCCUGGCAAGCCAAGGAUGUUCCCGCAUUCACCUGCUUUUGCAGUAAUAGUGUAUCUCUGCCAUCUGUGUCCUUUUGUUUUAUUUUGUUUUGCCCUUCCCCAAACACCAAUAACUCUUAACUCAUUUUGCUGAAUGUUGUCGGGUGGUGGAAAACCAUAGAACAAGGGAAUAACAGCAAAGGCUCUGUGCAGCUGGACUUUGUUUCUGGAAAUUAAAUGAUUUGCCCUUUU
Marmota monax (woodchuck) is the source of this 1559-nucleotide messenger RNA. RefSeq names its product septin-11. The transcript has a single exon. Gene Ontology annotation, biological process: cytoskeleton-dependent cytokinesis. Gene Ontology annotation, cellular component: septin ring; septin complex; microtubule cytoskeleton. Bases 38 to 1327 code for a protein of 429 amino acids. Gene Ontology annotation, molecular function: GTP binding; GTPase activity; molecular adaptor activity. Lineage: Eukaryota; Metazoa; Chordata; Mammalia; Rodentia; Sciuridae. The record is from RefSeq and is a predicted model, not a curated record.